Miniopterus natalensis is the source of this 795-nucleotide messenger RNA. RefSeq names its product scleraxis bHLH transcription factor (gene SCX). NCBI's taxonomy places the organism in Eukaryota, Metazoa, Chordata, Mammalia, Chiroptera, Miniopteridae. Gene Ontology annotation, molecular function: protein dimerization activity; RNA polymerase II transcription regulatory region sequence-specific DNA binding; DNA-binding transcription factor activity, RNA polymerase II-specific. The record is from RefSeq and is a predicted model, not a curated record. Gene Ontology annotation, biological process: developmental process; regulation of transcription by RNA polymerase II.
UGCGGCCUCCAGGGCUCCCGGAGACGGGCCGGGGGCCGGAGGGCAGGGGGCGGCCCGGGCGCCGGGGGACGGCCGGGCAGGGAGCCCCGGCAGAGGCACACAGCAAACGCGCGAGAGCGGGACCGCACCAACAGCGUGAACACCGCCUUCACGGCUCUUCGUACGCUCAUCCCCACCGAGCCGGCUGACCGCAAGCUCUCCAAGAUCGAGACGCUGCGUCUGGCCUCCAGCUACAUCUCGCACCUGGGCAAUGUGCUGCUGGUGGGCGAGGCCUGCGGCGACGGGCAGCCUUGCCACUCCGGGCCCGCCUUCUUUCAUGCAGCGCGGGCUGGCAGCCCCCCGCCGCCCCUGCCGCCCCCCGCCCGCGACGCAGAGAAUGCCCAGCCUAAGCAGAUCUGCACCUUCUGCCUCAGCAACCAGAGGAAGUUGAGCAAGGACCGUGACAGAAAGACGGCGAUUCGGAGUUAGAGGCUGAUGCCACUGGGCGAUCCACGGAAAGCCCCCAUGGACCUGACUCGGGCACAGGCCUCCCAUGAGGGCACCCACCAGGCCUGCUCCGCCUCUGGCUACAAGUGGGGCCGAUGGACAGGCAGGCGGCAAAAGGACUCUGAGCUUGCCGCAGUACUUGCCCAGGUCCACUGGAACUUUUCACGCUGGCUUCCCACCUGGGUUUUCUUCUGGUCACUACAUGCUGGCAUCUUGGGUCUUUGAUAUGAUAAUAUAAAGUCUGGGGAUUUUGUAUAAUUAAAAACAAAACAGUAUCUUCCAAAAGUGGAAGCACACUGUCCUCUCAAA